CUCUAUCCGAUAUCUGUUAUUACCAGAACCUACUACAACAAACAUGUCUGCUGCUGCCGCUGCCCCCGCUGUCGCCCCCAAGGCCCCUAAGGUGAAGAAGGCCACCAAGCCCAAGGUUGCCGCCGCCCACCCUCCCUACGCCAACAUGGUCGCUGCUGCCAUCAAGGCCCUGAAGGAGAGGAACGGAUCCAGCCGUCAGGCCAUCCUUAAGUACAUCGUCGCCAACAACAAGGUUGGAGAUGCUGCCAAGGCCCAGGUCCGUGUCAAGCUUGCCCUCAAGAAGAUGGUUGCCGCCAAGAAGGUUGUUGCUGGAGGAGCUGCUGGAAAGAAGGGAGCUGGUUGCUUCAAGCUCCCAGUUGCUGCCAAGGCUGAGAAGAAGCCCAAGGCCGCCAAAAAGCCCGCAGCCAAUGCCAAGAAGCCCGCAGCCAAGAAGCCUGCUGCCAAGAAGCCCGCAGCUAAGAAGCCUGCUGCUAAGAAGGCUGCCCCCAAGAAGUAAAUUAAUCCUUACUUCGCCCCUCAUCAUCAUCAUACUCAUUUAUAAAUUUUCAUCCUCAUAGUCAUGUCUAAGAUUUUAUAUUUCUAUGUACCUGAAU
This is a messenger RNA of Eurytemora carolleeae, 593 nucleotides long. Its product is annotated as histone H1.1. NCBI's taxonomy places the organism in Eukaryota, Metazoa, Arthropoda, Copepoda, Calanoida, Temoridae. The record is from RefSeq and is a predicted model, not a curated record. Bases 44 to 496 code for a protein of 150 amino acids. Gene Ontology annotation, molecular function: nucleosomal DNA binding; double-stranded DNA binding; structural constituent of chromatin. Gene Ontology annotation, biological process: negative regulation of DNA recombination; chromosome condensation; nucleosome assembly. The transcript has a single exon. Gene Ontology annotation, cellular component: nucleosome; nucleus.